Molecule: messenger RNA, 4742 nt
Organism: Heterocephalus glaber (naked mole-rat)
Lineage: Eukaryota; Metazoa; Chordata; Mammalia; Rodentia; Bathyergidae
Gene: Pogk
Product: pogo transposable element derived with KRAB domain
Biological process (GO): regulation of DNA-templated transcription
Cellular component (GO): nucleus
Molecular function (GO): DNA binding
Source: RefSeq, a predicted model, not a curated record
GUGGCGGGGGCGCGGAGAAAGAGAGACGGGACAAGAUGGCUGGAGAGCCCGAGCGCGCCGGCUGGGGGCGCGGGUGGACGGCCUGGCUGCUCGCACCUCGGCGCGGGGCGGGGCGGGGCCACCGCCUCCUUCCCCCUGGCUGGCCCGGGAGGCCUGUGCUGCCCGCCCAGACCCCUGCCUACUGCCUCCGCCCCCUUUUUUUUUUUAAAUAUACAAGCUGAUUUUGAACUCCGAAAGGAUCAAUUCUUGGGAAGCCCAGAGGAUGUGACCCACGAGGUGCACGAGAUGGAGCCUACAGCCUAUCCUCUCAACGUGACCCUGAAAGAAGAGCAAGAGGAGGAAGAGAUUCGGAGCCGGGAACUGGAAGAUGGCCCCACGGAUAUGCAGAAAGUCCGAAUCUGUUCAGAGGGUGGAUGGGUGCCAGCCCUGUUUGAUGAGGUGGCCAUAUAUUUUUCUGACGAGGAGUGGGAAGUUUUGACAGAGCAACAAAAGGCCCUCUACCGGGAGGUCAUGAGGAUGAAUUAUGAAACUGUCCUGUCCCUCGAAUUCCCAUUCCCUAAACCAGACAUGAUCAGCCGGCUGGAACGGGAGGAGGAAUCUCAUAAUUCCGAUGAGUGGCAGCUCCAAAAAGGAACUUUUGCAGAAAAUGAAGACUCUGACCUUAAGCCCCCAGACUGGGCAAGCCCCAUGCAUACUGCCUCCCAGUUUCCCCCACCUCAACACCUGGACAGAUUCAGCCUGCGUCUGCCUCGGUGCAUCACAGAGCUGCCCGAGUGGAGUGAGGGGUACCCCUUCUACAUGGCCAUGGGCUUCCCUGGUUAUGACUUCUCGGCUGAUGACAUAGCUGGGAAGUUUCAGUUCAGCCGAGGCAUGCGCCGAAGUUACGACGCAGGGUUCAAGCUGAUGGUAGUGGAGUAUGCCGAGAGCACCAACAACUGUCAGGCUGCCAAGCAGUUUGGGGUGUUGGAAAAAAAUGUUCGAGACUGGCGCAAAGUGAAACCACAGCUCCAAAAUGCGCACGCCAUGCGGCGGGCAUUCCGAGGUCCCAAGAAUGGGAGGUUUGCUCUGGUGGACCAGCGUGUGGCUGAGUAUGUCCGAUACAUGCAGGCCAAAGGGGAUCCUAUCACCAGGGAAGCCAUGCAGCUGAAAGCUCUUGAGAUCGCCCAGGAGAUGAACAUUCCAGAGAAAGGGUUCAAGGCAAGCUUGGGUUGGUGUCGAAGGAUGAUGAGGAGGUAUGACCUAUCUCUGAGGCAUAAAGUGCCCGUGCCCCAGCACCUGCCUGAAGACCUGACUGAGAAGCUCAUCACAUACCAGCGCAGCGUGCUGGCCCUGCGCAGGGCCCACGACUAUGAGGUGGCACAGAUGGGAAACGCAGACGAGACGCCAAUCUGCUUAGAGGUGCCGUCUAGGGUGACUGUGGACAACCAGGGUGAAAAGCCUGUCUUGGUCAAGACGCCGGGCAGGGAGAAACUGAAGAUCACUGCGAUGCUGGGUGUCUUGGCUGAUGGGAGGAAGUUACCUCCGUACAUCAUUUUGAGGGGGACAUAUAUCCCCCCUGGGAAGUUCCCCAGUGGGAUGGAGAUCCGCUGCCACCGCUAUGGGUGGAUGACUGAGGACUUGAUGCAGGACUGGUUGGAAGUGGUGUGGAGACGGAGGACAGGAGCCGCGGGAACUGUGCCCAAGCAGCGAGGGAUGCUGAUCCUGAAUGGCUUCCGGGGCCAUGCCACCGACUCAGUGAAGAGCUCCAUGGAAAGCAUGAACACUGACAUGGUGAUCAUCCCCGGGGGCCUGACCUCACAGCUGCAGGUGCUGGAUGUGGUGGUCUACAAACCACUCAACGACAGCGUGCGGGCCCAGUACUCCAACUGGCUUCUGGCUGGGAACCUGGCACUGAGCCCCACAGGAAAUGCCAAGAAGCCGCCUCUGGGCCUCUUCCUAGAGUGGGUUAUGGUUGCAUGGAACAGCAUCUCAAGUGAGUCCAUUGUCGAGGGGUUCAAGAAGUGCCACAUCUCCAGCAACUUGGAGGAGGAAGAUGAUAUGCUAUGGGAAAUUGAGAGCGAGCUGCCUGGAGGGGCUGAGCCAGCGAAAGAAUGUGACACUGAAAGCAUGACAGAGGGCCACUGAAGGGCAAGUUCAGCAAAUGGAUCUGUGGUGGAAACAGGUGGGGAGAAUCCUCAAGAUUAUUUCUGAAAGUGCAGAUGCACAAGGAGCAGUAGGAAAAACACCUGGGUUCUGAACAGCCUGUGUGUGGACGGUGGCCUGCGCAUCCAUCCAGGGACACAUCCCACUGCCUCCACCCUGAAAGGUGUGAGCAAUGUUUUAAGAUCCUUCAUUUCAACAAAGACAAGAUGAGAAAAGAAACUUUCUGCCCAGUUUCUUGUUUUGGAGAUUCCUCAGUCUGUCCAUCAGAAGAAACCUGUAAAUAUGAAUGAACAAAGGUAUUUUUUGGAGAAGAGGCCAUUUGGUCAAUACCAACCAGAGACUCAUGGUGUGGGCUCAACUCUCAUGGUGUCCUUUCUGUGGAGAAAUCCUCAAAUACAUGUUUUAUUCUGCCUUUGAAAAUGCUUCCAGAAGUAGAACCUGUCCCCACAGGUCAAGACUACAGAGAAGGCUUGGUAGAAAUGUGUCACUUACGUACACUUGCUACUUACACAUCUCCUCUUUCAAGAAAAUCAGAUGCUAAUCACAGCAAAAUUAAGACAAACUGGCCUGGCACCAGCAGAUGACUUUUCCAUAGACAAACUAGAUUAGUGUGGAAGAUAUAGGUUAAAAUAAACCAUGUUGUUCUAUUAAUCAUCCCAAUCUGGUUGGCAGCUAGACUUUUCAGGGUCUUGUUUCAUGGCCCUUUUUUUUCAUUAUAUUUAAUGAUCAGGCAGCACACAGUCCACAAGCCCUUCUGUUUCUCAGGCUGCCUGCAGAAGUCACUAUGAAUUAUCUGCUGUCUACAGGGUACAGGGCCCACUGACUCAUCUACUUGUUUUGUUAAUUUCUUUAAUAUCUCUAUCACGGGGCAGUAAGAGGACUUGACCCUUUAGCCACAGCUGUUUCAAGACUUCAGAUCUUCUGCCCUGCAGGAGUAAGUGGGAGGUCAUCAAAAUUUUACACAGUAGUAAUCUGCAUUCUCACAUUGGCUGAGUGUUAUGAAAACAUUCCUUCGAUGCUAUCUGUGCUACAAAAAAAAAGUAUGCCAAAACCUCAGACCAAGCAGUUGCUAGAACAUCAUUCCCGUGUUGAGUCUGGAUGUUGAGUCUGGCUAACAGGCUACCACAACCACUUUUCUUUCCCAUAGACUCAGCUCACGUGUAUAUUAUAAACUGUUCUUGGUAUUUUGAACACCUAUUUCUACUCAGGUACUCAUUUUCCUGUUACUGAUUUACUUUUCUGAUCUUUUUAAACUAGCUCCCUACCUCACACACACUUGGGGGGCAGAUUUCUCUUCUUUGUAUCCAAAUAACUUUCAAUAUUUGAAUUGUUUCCCCAGUUGCCUCUUCCUGAAACUGUAUUCUUGGUCACCCAAAAUUAGCGUCUAAUCCCUAUUACUUUCCAUUCCAGAAGUUUUCAUUCCCUCCACUUCUACUUUUUCCUUCUACUGUCCUAGUUCUUGGCCCUUUCUUCUUCGUGUCUUAUUUCUCUGCUUUGGGAGCUUAAAAGAUGCUACAAGACUUAAUUUUGGGUUCCUGCAUGGGAGCCAGUUAUGUUGUGGAGAAGAGUAGGAAAUGGGUUCGACUCUUGGGCUGGGGAUUUAGCUCAGUGGUUCUGCCACCUGCUUCAUAAGCGCAAGGUCUGGAGUUCAACCCCCUACCAAAAAGAAAAGAAAAUGGGUUCAACUCUUGUUUUAUUCCACAACACCUCGUGUCUCAACUUGAGCUGAGAUGAUGCCUUACGUUGCAUAGCACUGGAACCUUCCUAGAGCGAUGGCUCUGCUGUCAGGGUCUUCUGGGCUCCCCUUCCAGACUUAAGAUGAUCUAUGCCUAACAGAGCCCCAGUACAACUGUUCUACAGAAUGGCUAUUACCCUAGAGUACUAUAGCACACUGAGACAUAGUUGUAUUCCCUAAUAGAUAGGAACUGACCCAACAAUAAACUUUGAUAAUAAAGAUAAUAGACUAUAGUGGCUUUAUUUACCUGCUAGCUUUGUCUAAAGUUACCUUUUAAGCUACUGUCUAUACUUUAUUCUCCAUCCAGUUUGGUACCAAUAUAUUUAUUAUGCUUUUGAAUCAAAUAAAAACUGCAUGGGAUACAAUGUUGGUGUCUUUAAAGACAAAGGGAAGAAAACAAUGAGUGGUUUUAAGUUGGCUUUUAGAGGUAAGUCAGUCUAGCAUAAAUAGUUCUUUUCCUCAAUCAGUCAUGGUUCACAUGUUGUCAGGGAUGGCUACCAAAAUUACAUGAAGGAAAUCUAUAAAGGUUAUUAAUAUAGUAUUGCCUGAAACAUGCUAAUGAGUUGAUGGAUAGAAAACUUAGUAUCCUAUUUCCCUAAGUUUCUUUAAAACUGAAAGCAUCAAGCCAAGCAUGAUAACACACUCCUGUAAUUCCAGCAUAAGGCACGAGGAUCACCAAGAGUUUGAGGCCAGCCUGGGCUACAUAGCAAGACCCUGACAAGAAAAAAACAAAACACCUGAGUGUCAUGAACCCAGAGGCUGCUUUACGGAACAUUAGUAAAUUUAGUCCUCAAUUUAUGUCCAUGACUCAAGUAGUAAUUUACUGUCCAAGAAUGAUGCCGACAUUUUUAUUACACCUUUUUAA